GAGUCUCCUGCCGCUGCUUCUCUUUAGUCGCUGGCUGAGCUGCAGAGAGCCAAGGAGGGUGCCCGGGUCAAAGCCCCUUGGUCAAUGAUUGUAAUCAAUCAAUCCCUGAAUAAGGGAGAAGGAGGGGGAGAGAGACAAGGAGUGUGGCAGCCACAGAGAGAAUUUUUACAGCCAGGGAGACACAGAGGAGCAACCAGCGGGGGAAUUUCAUGCUGCUAAAGGGGAGAUUUUCCUUCAACCUCCAGCCCAACCAUGGACUUCCAUAGAUGUAUGUCAUGUUAAUGUAGUGAAGUCCUGGAUUUAGCGGCCGUUGGGCGCACCAUGCUUGCCUCUCUCACUUGUUCCUGUACUCUGUGAAUUGCUCAUGUCUAUGAAAAGGAAGCAUGGCUCAUGGAAUUCCGUCUCAAGGAAAAGUCACUGUAACUGUGGACGAAUACAGUUCCAAUCCCACCCAGGCGUUUACACACUACAACAUUAACCAAAGCAGGUUCCAGCCACCGCAUGUUCACAUGGUAGACCCUAUCCCAUAUGACACUACCAAACCAGCCGACCACACGCGUUUUGUCUGUGUAUCCGACACCCACUCCAGGACAGAUGGCAUCCAGAUGCCGUAUGGGGACAUUCUUCUUCACACGGGCGAUUUCACCGAGCUGGGCCUGCCAUCUGAGGUUAAGAAGUUUAAUGACUGGCUGGGCACCUUACCCUACGAAUAUAAAAUAGUGAUUGCUGGGAAUCAUGAACUGACUUUUGAUAAAGAAUUCAUGGCUGACCUGGUGAAACAGGAUUACUACCGAUUCCCUUCCGUUUCCAAGUUGAAGCCUGAAGAUUUUGAUAACGUGCAAACGCUGCUCACUAACAGUAUUUACCUGCAAGAUUCAGAAGUAACCGUGAAAGGGUUCCGAAUAUACGGUGCGCCGUGGACGCCUUGGUUUAAUGGAUGGGGAUUUAAUCUGCCGAGAGGUCAGUCUUUACUUGACAAGUGGAACCUCAUCCCAGAAGACAUCGAUAUCCUCAUGACUCAUGGACCUCCACUUGGUUUUCGAGACUGGGUGCCAAAAGAAUUGCAGAGGGUGGGGUGUGUAGAGCUUCUCAACACAGUGCAGAGGCGGGUCAGGCCCAAGUCGCAUGUGUUUGGUGGAAUCCAUGAAGGUUACGGGACUAUGACCGAUGGUUACACGACGUACGUCAAUGCCUCAACCUGUACAGUCAGCUUUCAGCCGAUCAAUCCGCCAAUUAUUUUUGACCUUCCCAACCCCCAAGUAUCAUGAAGACCCCGGUGCACAGAUGAAAACGGGAAGGUCUAAAAGAAAAAGAAAAAAAAAGCUGCCAUUUUUUUUAAUUGUAAAAAUAAACGCACUGUUGUUGUUUGAUUUUUUUUUUUUUUCAAAUGUAGGUAUUUUGUUUUUUAAUUAUCUGAAAAAAAAAAUUCUUUAAAAAGAAAAACAUUAAAAUGUUGUUAAAUAAUUUGCCAUUGUACAAAAGAAAUGUCCCAAGUGGGCUCAACACGUUUAUUCAAUGUUGAAUAAGAAAUGGAAAUUUAAGUUAUAAAAUCAAAUGAAAGAAAAAAAGAGAAAAAAAAAACUGGGAUUUGGGUAACGACUGUAUAUGGGUUAUCUUCACUUGACUUCUCUGUGUGAAUAGGGUUAAAGAAUGGCCAGUCCUACAUGGAAUUAUGAGCCCUCCUCAUUUUAUGAAGUUGCCAAUCCACAAGCAGAUAAAUUGGUUCUGAUUCCGCAUUUUCCCCAUAGGAUAAGUACGACGUGGUCCAUGGAUGACCAAUUCGUCUGUAGAAAGACAAAAAAAAGGUGAUGGGCACUUCAGUAAUCCACAAAUCACCAGGCAGUCCACCAGCUUUAGGUAUAUGGUAGGGACUUGAGCAGAUGGUGGAAAAUCUGGGCAGCCAUAGUAUUAUUCUAUGGGCAACCACAGUACACAGGCCACCAUGUGAUCCAGUCAUUUGAUCCAAGGGUUGUACGCAAGUAGAUUUGGCCAUUUUGUCUGUAGACCAAGAUAAAGUGACUUAUGCGGUUCAUACACCGGCUAAUUUUGUCUGCUGUAUUAGGCCCUUCAGACUGACUCAGCAGCUUAUCCAUCCAUGGGUCCCCUCUCCAAUAAAUAUUUGGAAGAAAUUCAGCUCGUUGAUGAAGCCUUCUUCCAGCUGCUGGCAUUAAUCUUCAUUAUUAUCCCAUUGUUGGCCCAUGGGCCAAAUGAUAUUAUUUUAAAAUUUAUUGCCCAGUAGCCAUUUUGGGGGAUGAUCUUCAAGUGUACGACCACCUUUAGAACUGUGAAGAAAGUCCAACUGACAAGGAAGCCCAUCUAGGAAUGGAUUUGUUUCCAUCUAAAGCUGUGUUUUGGGGCAGUGUCCAUAGAGGGGAACCCACAAGGUGUACAUAGGAAGGGGUUUGGACAGGAGGAAGGCAUCUCUAAAACCCUUCUUGAAGGUCUAGCACCCAGCCAUAGCUGAAGGCUCUUUUGUGGUCUGAAACCGUAGCUCAACAACUUGAAGGGUCCUAAGUCAGGUUCUUUCCUAAAGGCAGACCUGGUUCCAUCACAGAAAAAGUCUCAUUCUUGUCUACUAAGAAAUGUCUUCGUAAAGAGAUGGGUUCCUUCACAGCUCCUUGCAAUGUCCACCUUUAUUUAGGGUAAAACAUUUUUUGUAAAAAAAAAAACAAAUGAAAUGCCUUUUUUUUCAUGUCUGUGUUUUUAUUAAAUUAUUUUAUCGUUAAUAAAUAUAAGAGGAUGGAAGGCUGUAAAAAGAAAUUGGGUGUCAUGCAGUUACGCAUGUAAAUUCAGACUCCUUUUAAAUAUGGAUUUAUAUAUAUGAAUAUUUUUUGUGCAUUAAAACAAAACGAGGGAGUUAAUACUGGCAGCAUGGCGUCUUCAAAAAUAAAAAAAAUCUGUAACGCGCACUUAAAUGAUGAAGAAUAGGGGGGGACAAGUUUGCUAGAGCCCUCCAUCUGUCAAAGACGCCCCCAGUGUGCAGUUUUAGGCAUGUAUAGAAAAAAAUUACAAUCAAGCCAAAAAAAUGGCGCCGUUGCUCUUUUUUUCUUUGGAGCAUUUUUGAAUUCCUUGCAAUUCUUCUCCCUUUUUUAUGUUGCACUGGGUGUAAAUGCAAUCUUGCUAGCACAAAAAAUGAUUGAAUAGCUCUUUUCUUUUUCCGACCUCUGUAAAUGCUUUUUUUUUUUUCCAAGGCUUUGUCCUGUUUUAUGUUACCUUGGUAAUGGAACUUAGGGGGAAAAAACAAGUUUUCUUUUAAAUUUAUUGUGAUAUUAUAUAUAUUUAGCGCCUUUAUAUGCAAAUAAAAUUGCAAGAUUUUUAAGGA
This is a messenger RNA of Xenopus laevis (African clawed frog), 3322 nucleotides long. RefSeq names its product metallophosphoesterase domain containing 2 L homeolog (gene mpped2.L). NCBI's taxonomy places the organism in Eukaryota, Metazoa, Chordata, Amphibia, Anura, Pipidae. The coding region runs from base 384 to 1268 and encodes 294 amino acids. The transcript has 7 exons. The record is from RefSeq and is a predicted model, not a curated record. Gene Ontology annotation, molecular function: hydrolase activity.